AUGUCUCGUGCAGCCAGCGUGUCUCGUGACUCACUCAACAUUGAUGUCUACCAUCAAGGUGUUUUUUCUCCUAAUCCCUUGGUUUACUUUCAUCCUGAUAAAGUACCUGUUAUGGGGCUAGAUGUACGUAACAUGGAUUUCAAGAAGUUCAAGACCUAUCUCCAAAAAUUGAUCAACAAUAGAUGUCGGGAUAUGUAUUACUGUCUUAAAAAUCGGCCCCUCGUAGAUGGGUUAAGGGAGCUCAGGGAUGAAGAUGAUUAUGUUAGGUUCCUUGAUGCUGGGUUUGAUGAUGAUGAUAAUCAAAUAAGUAUCUACAUUGAUGACCAUCAUGAACCCUUACUAGAUUGGAUUGAAGAAGAAAAAGCUGAAGAAUGGGAUAGUGGUACUGAAACAUAUGAAGAUGAUGUGGACUCGGUAUUAUCGGAUGAUCUAUCGGUGGACCAUGAAGCUGAUGAUGAGGACAUUCAAUGGCCUGAAGUUGUUGAUCCUUUUUUGUCACAGAAGAACCUUAUUCCACAAAGAGGCAUAGAGGAAGAAGCUGGUGGUAAGGUAAAAAAACAUCCUAUUCACGAUCCAAACCAAAAAUGGGACACUAUGAUGCCUGAGUUAGGUAUGAAAUUCUCUGAUCGAGAUGAACUGAAACAUAUGUUAACAAAUUAUGCUGUGUCUAAGGGUUAUUCAUUGUGGUAUGAAAAAAAUGAGGCAAAAGCAUUGUUAGUAAGGUGCAGUAAAAAUGAAAAAGGGAAGCCAUCUUGCCCUUUUAGACUAUGGGCUAGUCCCAUGAACAAGGAAAAUUCAUUCCAGAUCAAGUCACUAAUUGAUAAACAUAAUUGUGCUAGACAACAAAAAUUGGGUUGUCUUGUUACGUAUAAGUGGAUUGGAAAAAUGUUAAUACCUGACAUUUUGGAAAGGCCUAAGUUUAGCUAUAGGAAAAUGGCAGAAGUGGUUAGGAAAGACUAUGGUCUCAAGGUAAGUCUUGGGCAGUGUAGAAAUGCCAAGUACUUUGCACUAGAUGAGAUUUCAGGCAAUUUGGUAAGCCAUUAUGAGAAACUGUGGAAUUAUGGUGCUGAGUUAUUGAGGGUUAAUCCUGGGUCAACAGUCUUGAUCGAGACAAAUCAUACGCCUGAUGCUACACACUACUUCAAAAGGAUGUAUAUUUGCCUGAAGUCUAUCAAGGAUGGCUGGAUUGAAGGAUGUAGAAGGGUUAUCGGUGUUGAUGGCUGUUUUUUGAAGGGUAUUUGCAGAGGUGAGUUGUUAACAGCCGUUGGUAGGGACGCAAACAACCAAAUGUAUCCUCUAGCAUGGGCUGUUGUGCCAGUUGAAAACAAGGAAACUUGGAUGUGGUUCAUUGAUCUUCUACUUGAGGACAUUGAGAUGGGAGAUGGUAGGGGUCUUACAAUUAUUUCAGACCAACACAAGGGUUUAAUGGAGGCUGUUAAGGAAAGGGCACCAUCAUGUGAGCAUAGGAAUUGUGCCCGACACAUCUAUGCCAACUUUAAGAAGAAGGGGUUCACGGGUGUUGAGUUUAGGAGGUUAUUUUGGAGUGCUGCAAAGGCUACAACCGAUUCCAAUUUCCGAUCAUACAUGAGGGAAAUUCGUACAAUGUCCACAGAAGCUUAUGAGCACCUGAUAGAAAGAGACCCAAAUACAUGGUGCAGAGCAUUCUUUGAACCUCAGACUUGUUGUGAUGCGGUGGAAAACGGUAUAUCUGAAUCUUUCAAUGCAGCAAUUGUAGAGGCCCGGAAGAAACCAAUAAUAACAAUGCUGGAAGAAAUCAGAUUGUACUGGGAUGUUAUUCCAAGUGGCGAGGAAGAAUAUGAAGUGAAAUUAGCCCAUGAAGUUUAUGCUGUUCACCUUGAAAGCAAAACUUGUGGCUGCAGAGCCUGGCAACUCAGUGGUAUCCCUUGUGUGCAUGCCAUUGCUGCUAUAUUAUACCUGAAUGGAAAUGCAGAGGACUAUGUAGCCGUAUGGUUUAAAACAAGCAUGUUUGGAAGUUGCUAUAGGUAUCCAGUCAAACCAAUAAAUGGAGCUAACAUGUGGCCUGAUGUUCUAUUUGAUCCCAUAUUACCACCUCGGCGUAGGAGAAUGCCAGGAAGGCCCAAAGUAAACAGAAUGAAAUGUCCUACAGAAAAUGAAGGAAAGCAUAAAAUUAACAAGACAGGGAUGUCCAUCUCAAGAUGUAGUAAUUGUCAUCAAGAAGGACACAACAAGAGGCGAUGUCCAUUGCUCAAAGAAGCAAAUAAAGCAACUGUUAGUGAAGGGGAUGUUGAAGAAGGGAUUAGUGAAGGGGAUGUUGAAGAAGGGAUUAGUCAAGAUGGGAUUAGUGAAGAUGGGGUCAAUGAAGAUAGGAUCAAUGAAGAUGGGGUUAGUGAAGUUGGAAUUGGUGAAGAAGAGGCUGUUGAAGAAGGCGAUAUUGAAGACCACCAGGAGGAUGAAAUUGAACAACAAGAGGAUGAGAUUGACCAUCAAGAAAAUCAUCACCAUCAGCAUCAACCUGUUUUUUUCAGCAUUUUGUUGCGAAGAAAAGGCGAUUACCUUCUGAGAGGAUCACGAAACUGA
This is a messenger RNA of Lactuca saligna, 2559 nucleotides long. NCBI's taxonomy places the organism in Eukaryota, Viridiplantae, Streptophyta, Magnoliopsida, Asterales, Asteraceae. The record is from the annotation of a GenBank genome assembly.